Trichoderma atroviride IMI 206040 is the source of this 876-nucleotide messenger RNA. RefSeq lists its product as uncharacterized. NCBI's taxonomy places the organism in Eukaryota, Fungi, Ascomycota, Sordariomycetes, Hypocreales, Hypocreaceae. The record is from RefSeq and is a predicted model, not a curated record.
AUGGGUGCCAGAUCAGGCUUCGGCCUCAAAUUCCUGCAGUGGUUCUUCCGCGGCAUCCAGUUCUGCUGCAGCGCCAUCAUCCUCGCCAUCUACUCCUACUUCCUCGCAACGCUACACAACCACAACCUGCCCAUCGCCACCAGCCUGAGAGCCGUCGAGGGCAUCUCGGGCGCCGGAACUCUGUACACUCUGCUGGCACUGCUCAUGCUGUGCUGCCUUGCCGGCCAUACUCUGACUGCCUUUGUCGCUGUUGUGCUCGACAUCGCCUUCAUCGGCGCCUUCAUCUACGUUGCCAUCGCCAACAAGAAUGGCGCCGGCAGCUGCACUGGCGUCCUCGACACGCCUUUUGGCAAGGGCCAAUCGUCAAGCACAGUAGACGCGAAUAACGGCUUCACCAAGCUGCCCAGCUUCCACACUGCCUGCAGACUGCAGAGCGCAUCCCUCGCCGUUGCCAUCAUCGCAAUCAUCUUCUUCGUCUUCUCCAUCCUCAUGGAGUUUGCUCUGACUCGCCACCACCAGAAGGAGAAGCGCUAUGGUCCCAGCCCGCAAAACGACUACACCUCUGGCUCCGGCCGCCCCAAGACCGGUGGCUUCUUUGGCCGCUUCUUUGGCCGCCCCAAGGCUGAUCCUAUCGAAGAAGGCAAUAUGCUUCCCCAGCACACCCUGCCCGAUCAGCUCAACGCCGACGACAUCGACAGCCCCUACAAGCACACCGACGGCUACAACAACAAGUACGAGUCUGGCUACGGCUACUCCGGCGUCACCGGCCCCACCACAAACACGGCAUACAUGGGUGCUGGUGGCUAUGUGGCUCCACACGGCACGGCUGGCUACGGCCAGCAGAAUCCCUACCACUACGACGAUGGCGUGUACGAC